UUUGACGUUUGCACUCAUCCCUUUUCCAGCUGUGAUCUCUUUCAACAAUUUCGCACAUUUUAAAGUAAAAAGAAAAUAAUUAUAUUAAUUUGGUAAAUUUAACAUCGAAAAUGUCUGAAAAUGAAAUUAAUGGCACUGAGGAGGAUGUUCAGGAUAAGAAGCAGAAAAAACAAACCCGCCACGAUGGCGGCGCAGCAGAUUUGGAACGUGUGACUGAUUAUGCGGAGGAGAAGGAAAUCUCGGCGGCGCACAUAUCGAGCGCCGUUGAGCAAAUAGGCAAUAAGCGGAGUAAAGAAGAUGAGCGGAAAGUUGCUAAAGAAAUGGAGCUCCAGAAAGUGCAUGUGAAAAAAGAGGACAUUGAACUGAUUAUGAAUGAAAUGUUAAUUACACGCACUCAAGCAGAGAAAGUGCUUCGCGAACAGAGUGGUGAUGUUGUUGCCGCCCUGGAGGCGAUUAUUGCCAAUUGAAUUUUGGAACGCCAAUCAUUAACUGAUAAACAACACGCAAGGGCUAUAAUUUCCAGCCUUUUAAUCCUUAUUUUAUAAAAAAAAUAAAUAAAACUAACUAAAUACUAAAAAGAGAAAAUACCUUUUUUCGGAUACAAUCAAGAAAAAAAGAUUAAAAAUUCAGCAGAUUCAAUCCAUUACAAUCGACAUUGUAAAUCUGAUUUCCCAGUGGCAAGUGGUGUCUUUAAGAAGAGAGCAACAUUUAUUUCUGGCUAAGGACUGUCACUCCAGAGACCCAGCCACUUUUUUUGGAACGCUUUAUGCUGCUAAAAUAGAAUUUUGCUUGAAUCCUUCGUAUUAUAAAGAAAACGCCAACAGAUAUCGACUAUUGCAUUUAUUGCCAAACUAUCUGAUCUUAAAUAAAGCAGCGUUUAUAUUUUUGUUAAUCUAAAUAUGCAUGUUAUGUAAGGUAAUUUGAUUCUAUUCCAAAACUUCUUUGAAAAAUAGCUAUAAGAUAAUCAAAA
This is a messenger RNA of Rhagoletis pomonella (apple maggot), 970 nucleotides long. RefSeq names its product huntingtin-interacting protein K. The transcript has 3 exons. Gene Ontology annotation, biological process: protein stabilization; negative regulation of apoptotic process. Lineage: Eukaryota; Metazoa; Arthropoda; Insecta; Diptera; Tephritidae. The coding region runs from base 111 to 467 and encodes 118 amino acids. The record is from RefSeq and is a predicted model, not a curated record.